AUGCAAAGUGCUCAAAGAAUAAUCAGAUUUCAAAGCGCCGAGCGAAUUGUGGUGACUACAGGAACUCGCCCGCGGGCCUUCACGCUUACGUCACCUAUCGCGAGAUCCCGACCGCCUCUGCUUGUCAGAUAUGGCACUCUCAGGAAUGGCGACUAUAUUCAUGGGAUAGUUCAGUGGAAUGCUGGAAUUUGUGUGUUUAUUGAAUUGUGUGGAGGUUAUUGCCAACUAAGAGUUAGUGAUUUAUUUAAUCAUCUGUCCACUACUACGGGCAGGAUGGCUGACCGGAAAGCAGAAUUGGAACGAAAAAAGGCCAAACUCCAGGCCAUUCGAGAAGAGAAGGAACGACGUCGACGUGAAAAGGAGCAGAAAGAUGCAGAGGAAGCAGCCUUGCGAGUGGCUCCUACCGACCGGGACCACCGAAAAGAAUUGGACCAAAUGCUUUCAUCGUUGGGAGUGGCUCCAGUAUCGGAUGUACUUUCAUCACUUUCUUCUUUAUCAUCUCUGACCCCAGAGCAGAGCAACAAUGCAACACCAGAACCAAGUUUGCAGUUGCAUACAUCGUCUCCUGUCUCAAGCAAGAAACGUACAGCACAGCUUAGUGUGGUGAGCGUGCAGAGCACCAGCAUCCCGCCUAAGGAAGUGGAAACUUAUGCAAAACAAACCCAAACGGCAAAUACAGGCCAUGAGCGAGACGUGCGAUAUACUUGCUCUGUUGUGUUUGGUGCUGCUCUUGUUCCCCCGUGUAACAAGGAUGGUCCAACUCAUCUUCUCCUCUCAAAGGCUACUUCGAGGAUUGGUGGAGGCCUCGUAAAGGGUCAGGUAGCGGGGCCCUGUGCUUGGGUUGCCUCAGGCACUCCUGGCUGCACUGCACUCUGGCAUAGAUGCCAUGUCGCAUUCACUAACUGUGUGGCACUCUGUUUAUGCCUGCGGCUGCAGCGCAUCCUUUCGGCUACUACGCAUUAUAAUUCCCAGUAUAUGCAAACUGUUGGUUCCAGAGCUCUGCCUUCACCAGUAGGGACUCUGCAGGGCAGUUAUGUGGUGAUGUUACCUCAGUUUAUUACUAGCUACGAGUACAAUCUAAACCCCGGUUUAGAGUGGGAGGACGAGUUCACAGUCGUGGGCCAGAGCCCAUCGGCAUGCGCCCAGCGGGCCAGAGUGCGGUGGGCUGGCUCAUUGACUGCAGUUCUGACGUAUGACGACGCGCAAGCGGAGGAUGAGGAGAGCUCGCUGCCGCAUCUGGAUGGCGGCUUCCACAGCAAGCUCCCACCCGGCAUCCUACCCCAUGGCCUGCCGCAAGUGAAGGAGGUUCAGCCAGCUGUCACGUCACUUGAAGCACAACCUGCUGGUCCAGCAGCUGAGAAACCCAAACAGCCACGAGAACUGUCAGAGGAGGAGAAACAAAUGAUUAUUUUGACUGAGGAAUUCCAAAGAUUUUUGGAUCGUUCUGCACGCAUAAUGGAACGUGCUCUGUGUGAAUCAGUAGAUAUUUAUACAGAUUAUACUGGAGCUGCAGAUGGGGAAGAUGGAACGGAUGAAAAGAACAACUAUAGACUUUCUUUGAACCGUUGGUUUUUUGAUGAACGCUGGUCACGUAAUCGAUGUGUGACUUCAUUAGACUGGUCGCCCCAAUUCCCUGAACUAUUGGUUGCCAGCUACCAUAGUAAUGAGGAUUCUCCUCAUGAUCCAGAAGGUGCUUGUCUUGUGUGGAAUACAAAAUUCAAGAAAACUACUCCAGAGUAUAUCUUUCAUUGCCAGUCAGCUGUAAUGUCAGCCACAUUUGCAAGGUUUCAUCCAAAUCUUAUUCUUGGAGGCACAUAUUCUGGUCAAAUAGUUUUAUGGGAUAAUAGAGUACAGAAGAGAACACCAGUUCAACGCACUCCUCUCUCUGCUGUAGCCCAUACUCAUCCUGUUUAUAGUUUGAGUGUUGUUGGUACUCAAAACGCUCACAAUCUGAUUAGUGUGUCAACGGAUGGAAAACUUUGUUCGUGGAGUUUGGAUAUGCUGUCUCAGCCGCAGGAAACUCUUGAACUCCAACACAAGCAAGGAAAAGCAGUUGCUGUCACUUCUCUUGCAUUCCCCUCUGGUGAUGUCAAUAAUUUUGUUGUGGGUAGUGAAGAGGGAACAGUUUAUUCAGCUUGUCGUCAUGGAAGCAAAGCUGGGGUCACAGAACCAUAUGAAGGUCACCAGGGGCCUGUUACUGGUGUCUCUACUCAUGCUGCCUCUUCACCUGGAAGUGCUGAUUUCUCUCACUUAUUUUUGACUUCAUCAUUUGACUGGACUGUAAAACUCUGGAGCUUGCGUGAGAAUAGAGCAUUGUAUUCUUUUGAAGAUAAUGGUGAUUAUGUAUAUGAUGUUGCAUGGUCACCAGUUCACCCAGCUCUUUUUGCAACUGUGGAUGGUGAUGGUAGGCUAGAUUUAUGGAAUUUAAAUCAAGACACAGAAGUGCCAACUGCAAGUAUAACAGUGAACGGAUGCCCUGCAUUGAACAGGGUGUCAUGGACUCCAUCAGGAUUGCAUGUCACUGUUGGCGAUGAUACUGGGAAGAUUUGGGUCUAUGAUGUUGGAGAGCAACUGGCUCAGCCCCGCCAUGAUGAGUGGUCUAAAUUUGGCUAUACUGUUCAAGAACUGAAAAACAACCAGACUGAAGAAGAUCUAGAUAAAAGCAAAUUAAUUGAUUCAGGUCUUGGUAGUAGCUUAGUGAACCUUGCUUCUCUGUCUUCUAGUUCACUGCGAUAACUUUCAAUUGUGACCCACUAGUCGUGAUGCUGCUGUGCAAGACUUUGUCGUGCACUAUUGUUGAUAAUAAUUAUAUUAAAGAUCUAACAAUUGAGACUCCAAUGCUAUAUGUUGCAUGAUGCUUCCUGUGCAAUGCUUAAUACCUUAUUUUCAAGGUAUGUACAUAAGAUGAAGAAAAGAAGGUUGGAAUUGAGAAUUUGUAAUGGCUAUUGAUUGAAUUUGACUGAGUUGUGAAAAGUGUAAUAAAAUAUUUAUGAAUGAUAUUUUGUUAAAUUUUUCUUUUAGUACUUGUAUAGUAUGUAAUCCUGUCCAUUCAUUGUAUUAAAUAGCAAAUUGUUCUUAAGUAAUGUUUUUUGAUAUGAUAAUAAUGCAGUUAUUGUGGUGAGUUCUGAAUGUUUCAUGCUAAUUGUACAGAUUGAGCCCUUUGCCUCAUUUCCAGGGUAUAUUUGGAUUCACAAAUCUUCAAUCCCCCCCCCACACACACAUAUGAUAUAAUUUUAAUUUGAUUAAUUAAAGGGUCAUACUUAGCACAGUUCUUAACUUCUUUCAAAGCAUUCCCUAAGAAACAAUUCAAAGAGAUUUUGUAGAAGAAUGUUGGUGGAUUACAGUUAGAUGAAUGCAGCAUUCAUUUAACUUCUGACUUUUUAUAGAUCAGUUUAGUGUGAUGAUUGUAGUUGGUGACAAGGCAUGG
Molecule: messenger RNA, 3427 nt
Organism: Gryllus bimaculatus (two-spotted cricket)
Lineage: Eukaryota; Metazoa; Arthropoda; Insecta; Orthoptera; Gryllidae
Source: the annotation of a GenBank genome assembly